UACAUACUGACAAGCCACGGGAGUUUCGCGCGCCGUCUAGCCAGGUCAGUCUUAGCCGGAGACCCUCAGUUCGGGAAGACCCUGUCUCCCCGCCAGCGGCUUGCAAAGAAAAAAAGAAGAAAAAUAUUGUGGAACUCUUCGGAGCGACAGAAUGGCAGGGUCAGGAUGGACCUGUUACUCAGAAUCGAGCAAUCUUCUGAGGUCCCUCUCGUUCAGCGAUUCACCGACGCAGGGUUGCAAUCCAUUUUUUAUCGACUGGUGCUCUGUAUGCAUUCACACGUUGAAAGCGUCACGGAACUCAGCAAUUUCAAGGGAAACUAUUGUUGCAGGGUGGGCCAAUGAGGGCAGAGACCGGUACUUGUCUCAAGAUGGAUCUCACAGCAACAUAUCCAUUGGUACGAAUAGGAACCAUACACAGGAGCGGCGUCAUUUGAUCGUUCCAAGCCUAGAGAUAGAGGGUUUGAUACCAACUGACCAGAAUCGCAAGUUGCUUCUGACGACGUACGUAGGCUGCUUUGCUCGGUGUCAACGACGAACGGAGCACCCCAUUGACAAGCGAUUUGUCAUUUGGACGAGGCUCACAACGGCAGGCCUUGAAAUGGCUUGGAUAGUCAAAUAAGAGUCGAUGCUCUACGUACCCCAUGUGCACAUCCCAUCCUCUUCGUUGGCGAACAGCCCUUGUCCGUCCACUCGGUUGAGCCGAUCGUCGACGGCCAUGGCACAGACGUGCCAUCAGUCCUUGUCUACCUCGACGCAACUCCUCAUCAACGAGAGCCGUUGCGAGCAGAAAGUGUGGUGUCAAAUAAGCUCGCGAACAACGCAACGGUGUGACAGUUGGCCUGAAUAUCCAGAUCUUUUGGCAGUACUCG
Molecule: messenger RNA, 869 nt
Organism: Colletotrichum phormii
Lineage: Eukaryota; Fungi; Ascomycota; Sordariomycetes; Glomerellales; Glomerellaceae
Exons: 1
Coding region: 152-619 (155 amino acids)
Source: RefSeq, a predicted model, not a curated record